AUGGAGACCGAUCCUCGGAUACGAACAUACCUCAGGCUGACAACCGUGUGUGGUGCGAUGCAGGCUUUCAUUUUCCAAGAUUGGUCGUGGCUUCUGGUGUUCACAGUCAUAUGGAGCAUUCUUGUUUUGAUAUGGCUCGAAUCUUCGAGCAAAUCAGCGGGAGCCGGGACCAAUUGGCUACCGCUGGCUAUGGCGGUUCCUUUUCUUGGCUAUCCAUGCUAUUGGGUGAGCAUGAUGCCGUAUACCUGGGAGAGUGAUCUUUGGACUGUUCAGGUUGACUUAACCAUGGCCUUGUGGCUGUUGCUUUAUGGUGCCGGAGGCGCCGAAGGCGCCGUCGACAGUUUGAGCAGCACCAUUCAUGAGAUGUUCUCAGCUUACUAUCUGGCUGCCGGCUUUUGGAAGCUCAAUGCCGAUUUUCUGGAUCCAAUGGCCAGCUGCGCAGGGGUGUUCUUUUCCCAGCACGUCACCCGGUACUUUGGGACUUUGUCGUGGGAGUCUCAGGUGGAGCUUGGGAGGUCCGUGCUGCCUUGGGUACCAUUGGGAGGAGUCGCAGUCGAAGUCUCGAUGGGAUUGGUCUUCUUGCUGGGGCGUUUGGAUAGGCGAUGUGCGCGGCUGGGUCUUCUCUACAUCCUGUGCUUCCAUUUGUGGGUGUGCCUUACUCCUGAACCGAACAACAUCUCCUUGUUCGCAGUGCAGUGCGCUUCUCGGCUUGCAAUCGUGUUGGACCCGUCGGCCUUGCACGCUGCGUCGAUGAAGAUCGGCUCCUAUGCUUUUGCCUUGUCAGCUCUGGGAACUGUGGCGGUGGCAUGCGGCAUUCAAGCGGGUUUUACUCCGCUGAAUUGGGGCUUCUUGGUCUUCAUCCCACUCUUCCUUUUCAUGCAUCUCGUCGUCUUUGUGGAGACCGGAACCAAAGCGCCGACGCCGCCGGCGACGCGCUCCAGAAGGCGGCCCUGGUGGACGUACCUGGCCACCAGCUUCGCGUGGGCGUACUCCUUUGGGACAAUCAUGCUCGGCGCCAUGGAAGAAGCAACGCCGAACAUGUUCGCGAAUCUGAAGAUUCACGGAGGCUCGAACCACCUGGUGCUUCCCACCGGUCUGCUUUUCAAAUGGUUCGGAGAGGCCGGCGACUCCCACCCUUACGGAGGGGGCGUGAUUCGCAUGGAGACCACGACCUCCCACUGGCUCCAGACCAUCUAUCCCUGCGACCUGACCCACGUCCUUCAGCCCAGCGCAGCCCCGGAUCUCCUCGAGGUCCUGGGAUCCCCCAGGCCCGUCUUCCUGAAUUCAGGAGCCAACCGCAUCUUGGGUCUGCGAGAGAAAGGGUUCGUUCCACCCCCGCCGCACGGAAAGCUCCUGCAGUACACCACGCCAGCGGUGGAGUGGAAGCGACUGCUCAAGGAGGCGAUCGAGAAGGACCGAUCCUUUGCAGUGACCUACUCGCAUCUUCCUGGCACUGCUGGGGACGAGGUUUGGCGUGCCACAGCCUAUGCGAGGCGUGUGCUCUUGAAGGUGGCUGAUGGAGGGAUUGCCGGGUGCGACGUCUCCUUUCCGAAUGGCACCCGUGCGGAUUGCAAGACGACAGACCUUCCCUACCAUUUGGACGUCCCUUGGUGGAUCCAGAAGAUCGGCUUGUACCACGGCUAUCCUAUACUCCACGAUGCCCAAGGAGAAGUGCGGAAGUCGAUUCAAUGCUUCGGGCCCUGA
Molecule: messenger RNA, 1704 nt
Organism: Symbiodinium sp. CCMP2456
Lineage: Eukaryota; Dinophyceae; Suessiales; Symbiodiniaceae
Source: the annotation of a GenBank genome assembly